CUGUAGACAGAGGCACACAGGAAUAUGCAACAUUCUGUUUUGCGUACAUCCUGAACUGCACAAGUAUGCAGGAAGCCAUUGAUGUUUUUUAUCAUAUGUGUGUGCUUUUUGAUGCAGAGGAGUACACUCAUUUGGUGAAACAGAGCAAAAUGUACCUUGACAAGUGCAUUUUGCAAACUCGGGACGUGAAACUGGAAGAAAGUGGACAUGUAAUGGGAGAGGAGGAAAGCAAAAUGGAAAAAAAUGCUCAUAGCAUUAUGGGAAAGUCCCCUUUUACACGAGCUUUUCAAGUCAGGCGGGACCAAGCAGAGUGUGACAUUCUCUCUGACGAUGCUGUUCGUGUAAAAAACCACUACCUCUGUCCUGGUGUCAUUGAUGCACUGUUAAAAAACUACAUGGGGAUCUUCCCAUUGUGGAGUGGUUUGUUGCUUGGGGAUCUGUCGCGACAUAGAAAAGGUACCUCUAAAAACGAUGGAAGUCAUAAAACCAGGGAUACCAACUGCCAUGUUGAGCUCUGGUUUGGGUUGGUCAAACACUCCAUCCUUUUAAAAAAAAAGUACCUGAGACCAGCAGAGUUCAUCUCCAAAAUGUAUGCCUCAAUACAAGGAAGAUAUGUAGAGCACAUUGAGCAACACAAUCUGCCAAUGCAUAUUCUGGACAAAAACUUUGGACAUCCUAGCAGGCCAGAUGAUGACCACGAGGAACAGUGGAACAAGCGGGAAAGUUCUGCUGGUCACACCAAGUCCAAGUCCAAGUACUUCAAUCCACCAAAAACACUACCCAACCCCAAGAGCCCACCUGCCACAAAGCUGAAGAAAAGAAAAGUGGACCAACAGGAAAAAGAUGCACAGGGAAAUUUGACCUGGCUGUGGAAAAAAAAGGACACCGAGGUGGUCGUGGCAGUGCUCCCCUCACAGAUGAAAGGACGCAUCUUACUUAUCCGCCACUGUGAGCUAUGCUCACUUCGACCCCACCAGUGGUUGACAGGGGAGGUAAUUGAAGGCGUGUUUCAUGUUGCUGCCGACAAAUUCGGCGUUGUGAACAAAAUGUACUUGCUAAAUCACUACACAGCAGGUGUCAUUUUGUUCGGGGACAGAACUCAGCUAACAUCUCACAGUUUACCAAAGGUAAACUUUGACAACUAUGAAGCUGUCCUGUCCUUUGUACUUGUCAACAACAACCACUGGAAGUUGCUGUACAUUCAUGCCAAAACCAGCACCGUAUUCCUGGUGGAUCCAGCUCAAAGCAUCAAAGAGCUUGAUGACUCCGAACAUGCUGCCAAAAGAAUACAGGAGUACUUCAAGAUGAGGAGGACACGCCACAGCAUAACAGACUGGGUGGAUGUUAAGUGGAAGGGAGGCGUUAUGGGCCACCCACUUCAAAAGGAUGGAUGUAGCUGUGGUGUCGUUGUUGUGAAGAUGGCAAAGGCAGUCAUGGAGUCCUUCCCUCUGAUCCCGAAUGUGAAUUUCGAGUGUUCGAAGAAAUACAUGAAACAGGAGAGGAUAGAACUGGCUCUCGAAAUCCUUGAGGCAUCAGUCCUUGAUGAGCACACUUAUUGUGCUAUGUGUGCUGCCUUAAGGCCUCCAGGAUCUGGAUCUCCCAUCACAAACUGGAUUCAGUGUGAUGACUGUGAGCGAUGGUACCAUGCCCAGUGUCUGGCAAUGGACAGCAGAGACUUUAAAAAGGCAGAGACAGGAUAUUGGAAAUGUCCUUUGUGCAAGUAAUACUUGAAAUGUGCUCAAUGAUGACGAUUAGUAAAACAUGUGUCCUGUGUAGCCUUGUUUGUAUUACUUUCUGAUAAUCACUGGAUCACAUGACAGGAAAGCUAUAGAAAAAACCCUGAAUUUUCCAUAGAAAUAUUAAUAUUAAAUAGAGGAUGUAAUAUUAUCCGAUAUAAAGAGCUGUUUCUAUUGUGUACAGACUAGUAUUCAAUUCAGAAAGUGAUUUUGAGUCAUUAGAUAUUGAAGAAAUAAGCUAAGCUAAGAUAAUAUGGUAAUUUAC
Molecule: messenger RNA, 2001 nt
Organism: Trematomus bernacchii (emerald rockcod)
Lineage: Eukaryota; Metazoa; Chordata; Actinopteri; Perciformes; Nototheniidae
Exons: 9
Coding region: 66-1724 (552 amino acids)
Biological process (GO): proteolysis
Molecular function (GO): cysteine-type peptidase activity
Source: RefSeq, a predicted model, not a curated record